AGGCGCCGUAGUAAAAGCUAUGGCGAUUUGCACCCGGCAUCAGUAUUUACACAUAUACAAGCCAGCUCUUCUACUAGCGUUGGACAAAUACUUUCAAGAGCCCUCGGUAGAAGUUCUUGCCUCGUUGUAUCAGGCCGUGAAUUCAAUGGAUUGUAGAUACAUGCCAGAAUUCAAUGCACACGAAAAAGCAAUAUUGAGAGCUUCGGAGAACAAAGAUAUGUUCGAAGAAAAAUUCAUACCAUACGAAAAUAGCAGGAAACAUAUUCGUGACAAUAGUGGCACUGGAAAUGAACAGCCAUCGAACGAAGGAUCUGGGAAAGUAUCAGGAAUAACUAGUGGGACUGAGGAGAAUCCAAAUAGCAUAUACAUGAAUAAUGACGAUUAUAUGCCAGUUAGCGAAGAGGAAAAAGAAAGGCUAGAAAGAGAAAGGUUGGCGAAUCUAAAAAAAGGAACCUAUAUUGACUUAAUGCCGAAUUUGAACAAAAACAAGGAUAGACAUUUUUUUGAGACAAAAAUUGUGUAUAAUGGGAUUAAAUUGCCAAUUAGAGUACCUCUAACGGUUAAUCCAGAAGAAGUUGGUGAUUUUUCUCUGAUAAAAUUAAUUACAACUUUCUCACCACCUUCACCCACACCUUUUAAUCAUGCAUUUCAUCCACAUCUGGAUUCUAGUGGAAAUCAAACUCAUCCUAUAAUUUUAUUACUCAAUGCAUUGCUUACUCAGAAGCGAAUAAUAUUCUUGGGACAAGGACAUCCAUCAGGAGAUGUUGCAAAUUAUGUUCUGUCGGCUUGUGCGAUGGGCAGUGGUAGUGGAGGAGUACUGAGAGGAUUUACGGAAAGAGCUUUUCCUUAUACCAAUUUAACCAAUGUUGAUGAUCUACUUAAGGUACCUGGAUUCAUUGCAGGGGUAACGAACCGAAUUUUUGAAGAUCACAGUUCAUGGUGGGAUGUUCUAUGCAACAUAGAUACUGGCAAAAUUACUGUCAGCAAAGAUAUUGCAACACCAUCAUACGGGACGAAGCCCGAUGACAAGUUAGAGGAAGGCACGAGAUCGCCUUCAUCAAGUAGAUCUGAAUCUUGGGGAAGGGAAAAAUGGGACACUACUGAUAAUGAAUUUAUGGCAGAG
Molecule: messenger RNA, 1123 nt
Organism: Acaulospora morrowiae
Lineage: Eukaryota; Fungi; Glomeromycota; Glomeromycetes; Diversisporales; Acaulosporaceae
Source: the annotation of a GenBank genome assembly